AUAUUUCCAGAAUAUCAUACUAUGCUGAAUAUGACGCCCAGUUAGCCCCAGCAGGAGCAUCUGAGUCAGGUAUGGCGUCAUCUUCCUACUUGGAACCCAACCACAAUCACGCCGCAGCGGGUGGUUGUGGGGUUAAAUCCCGUUCUGGGAUUCCCGGUGGUACUGGUGUUGGUACCAGCGGCUCUGCUGGAGGCCUUGAGCGGCCCCCAGGCUCCAUGGACCGGGUUCUGAAGAUCUUCCAUUAUUUUGAGACAAACAGUGAACCAUGCACCUGGGCUAGUAAUAUCAGGCAUGGAGAUGCUACAGAUGUCAGGGGUGUUAUCCAGAAGAUAGCAGAGAUCCACAAACUGCGCUGUGUGUCCUCUCUGGGUCUCCGUCUGACCCAUCUGCACUCUGAUGCACUCCAUUGGUUACACCCUGAUUUGGGCGUGUCUCACAUCAGGGAGAAAUAUGAGAAACAACACCCCCAGGAGGAGUGGAGGUAUGAGUUGCGGAUGCGGUACCUACCUAAAGGUUACCUCAGCCAUUUUUCUGAAGACAAACCCUCUCUUAACUACCUCUACCAUCAGGUCAAGAGUGACUACAUGCAACAUAUAGCUGAUCAGGUGGAUCAAGAUGUUGCUUUGAAACUGGGCUGUUUGGAAAUUAGGAGGUUCUUCAGAGAGAUGCCAGGAAACGCCCUGGAUAAGAAAUCUAAUUAUGAACUACUAGAGAAAGACGUUGGUCUGAGAAGGUUUUUCCCCAAAAGUCUGCUGGACUCCCUUAAGGCCAAGACUCUUCGUAAGCAGAUCCAGCAGACCUUUAAGCAGUUUGCUAACCUCAACGACGAGCAGAGCAUCCACAAGUUCUUUGAGAUACUCUCUCCCAUCUACCGCUUUGACAAAGAGUGCUUCAAAUGUGCUUUGGGGUCUAGUUGGGUAAUCUCAGUAGAGUUAGCUAUCGGACCGGAGGAAGGAAUCAGCUACCUCACAGAUAAGGGCUUAACGCCUACACACUUAGCUAACUUUAACCAGGUUCAGUCCAUCCAGUACUCUGCUUUGGAAGAAAAGGACAGGAAAGGCAUGCUGCAGCUCAAUGUAGCAGGAGCUCCAGAGCCCCUCACUGUCACCACGGCAGCACUGACUACGGCAGAAAACAUGGCUGACUUGAUUGAUGGCUACUGUCGGCUUGUCUCCUCAGCUACUCGCUCCUUCAUUGUCAGAGUCCACAAAGAGGGGGACAGAGCUCUGCCUUCCAUCCCCAAAGUUUCAAAUCAUGAGAGGCGGAUGGAAAAACGGAUGGACGGAGUACGGACCAGAGCUGUUUGUGUCUCAGGUCAGACUAGUGGCGAUGAAACAGACGACUAUGCUGAGAUCAUAGAUGAGGAGGACACCUAUACCAUGCCUUCAAAAUACUAUGGACUAGAUCAAGCACGGGACUAUGAGAUUCAGCGGGAUCGUAUUGAGUUGGGACGUUGCAUAGGUGAGGGUCAGUUUGGAGACGUCCACCAAGGAGUCUACAUCAGCCCGGAGAACCCAGCCCUGUCUGUGGCAGUGAAGACGUGUAAGAACUCAACAUCAGACAGCGUCAGGGAAAAGUUUCUCCAAGAAGCAUUGACCAUGCGUCAGUUUGACCACCCCCACAUUGUGAAGCUGAUGGGAGUCAUCACUGACAAUCCAGUCUGGAUCAUCAUGGAGCUCUGCACACUCGGAGAGUUACGGUCAUUUCUCCAGGUGAGGAAGUACAGUCUAGACUUGGCCAGUCUUAUAUUGUACUCAUACCAACUCAGCACAGCUCUGGCAUAUCUGGAGAGCAAACGCUUUGUACACCGGGACAUCGCAGCGCGGAAUGUGUUGGUGUCUACAGUCGACUGUGUAAAGCUGGGGGACUUUGGUUUAUCACGAUACAUGGAAGAUAGCUCUUAUUACAAAGCAUCAAAAGGAAAACUCCCCAUUAAAUGGAUGGCUCCAGAAUCCAUCAACUUCAGAAGAUUUACCACAGCCAGUGACGUCUGGAUGUUUGGUGUCUGUAUGUGGGAGAUCCUAAUGUUCGGCAUCAAGCCUUUCCAGGGUGUGAAGAACAACGACGUCAUUGGCAGGAUAGAGAAUGGCGAGCGACUGGCUAUGCCCCCUCAGUGCCCUCCUACUCUCUACAGCUUGAUGACAAAGUGUUGGUCGUAUGAUCCCAGCAAGAGGCCACGCUUCACUGAACUCAAAACACAACUGAGCACUAUAUUAGAAGAGGAGAAGCUCCAGCAGAAAGAGAGGAACAGGAUGGAGAUGAGGAGACAGGUCACUGUUUCCUGGGACUCGGGAGGGUCUGAUGAAGCACCACCAAAACCGAGCCGUCGCCCCUCCCUGCAGCCCACCUUCAGUCUGGAUUGUCUGUCUGCUCCUUCUCCUCACCACCAUUGCCAUCAAAACCAGCGCUUUGCCUCACAGCUUUCCCUCUGCCUUGGAAACCCUCAUCCUUCGUCUCCCUGCACCUCUUCUUACCUACCCACUCCUCCACUCUACCCAUCAUCUCUGCAAUUUCCCCAUCACUUUUCCUCUUCUCCCAAUCCUCAGUCUCAGUCACCUUCUCUUCACGUCACCACUCACUCCAAUCAAUCUUUCUCUCAUCACAACACAAAGUUGGAUCUGGAAUCCAACGCUCAUCCCAGCUUGUCUCGUGCUAACUUCUAUUCUCCACCUCACACCAGCUCAGACUGCCUUUCCAAUGGCAGCUGCCCCUACAAGAAAAAUCCCCCUACUAACGGCCACCUGCUCUGUUCAUCCCAGCCAAAGUCAAACAACACACACUCCCAUCCCUGGCACUUCUCCCCUCUGCUUUCCCAAUCCAGCCCUAACCUUCACUCUCUGCCCCGCAGCAUGUCAAAUGUUUGUCCCCACACCCUCCAGAAAAUCCAGCCCAAGUCAAAUUCUAAUCUUAAAAGCCUGCUGUUGCCCAGCUUUCACACUGGCUGCCAAACUAAUCCCAGUACCCCUCUACAACCUGACUCUGACCCCCAGCACCAGCACCCUGCUGUGCAGUCAUGUGGGAGGCCCCCGCUGGUCUGUCCUCCCCCCCUCACUCUUCCACACACAGAGAGAGCCCUCCCAGUACCCACUAACCACCAUCCACCCAGUCGAAUGACAAGCCUAACUACACCUUUUCCUACCACCUGCGCUGAAAGACCCAUGUCCACACCCUUGAAGCCUAGUAGACCAGGCUAUCCCAGUCCUCGCUCCAGUGAAGGUUUUUACCCCGGUUCCCAGCAUCCUGGACACUACCAGAUGGCAGGGUAUCCCGGCCCUCACACCCUCCCCUCGGUGCCCAGCGCCCUCUACCCCCCACAGGCUGCGAUGCUGGACACACACCACGCGCACACCCACCCCCGCCACCACGUCCACACACACUCGCACGCACAGCACCUUCCCCAGCCACAUGGACACGACAUGGCACUGUGGGGCUCUGCGAUGGAGGUAGGAGACCAGUUUUACACUCACACACACACACACUUGGAAAUAUGUUUUCACUUUUAUAUGUUGUUCCCUGCAGAGCAUGCAGCUCCCCCAAAAGAAACCCCCUCGACCCGGGCCCAGAGCCAAGUGGGCAGUCUGGCCUGUCUAAAUACUGGAGACAGUUACAACGAUGGAGUCAAGCCCUGGCGGCUGCAGCCCCAAGAGAUAAGCCCGCCCCCCACCGCCAACUUGGACCGCUCCAAUGACAAGGUGUAUGAAAAUGUGACCGGAUUGGUCAAAGCUGUGAUCGAGAUGUCGAGCAAGAUUCAGCCGGCUCCUCCAGAGGAAUAUGUUCCCAUGGUCAAGGAUGUGGGUCUGGCAUUGAGGACGUUAUUGGCCACAGUGGAUGAGACUCUACCACAACUUCCAGCCAGUACACACAGAGAGAUCGAGAUGGCUCAGAAACUUCUGAACUCUGACUUGGCAGAGCUGAUUGGGAAGAUGAAGUUAGCCCAACAAUAUGUGAUGACCAGUCUCCAGCAGGACUAUAAGAAGCAGAUGUUGACAGCGGCUCACGCUCUUGCAGUCGAUGCCAAGAACCUGCUGGAUGUCAUCGACCAAUCACGGCUCAAGAUGAUGGCCCACUCCCGCCCACACUAACCCCACGUCAGCUGAGCUGACCAACAGGAGCUGGUCUGCUAUUUGAGAGACAGUGUCACUAUGGUUACUGUUAGUAGUGGAGAACUAAAGACUCCUGGAUUAAUGACGUCAAUCAUGAUAUGUGAGAGUUGUUGGAGCUGACCGCUUUACAUCAAAGGAAACAAUGAUACUUAGACAACAGUCCGUGAAGAAUCGUUAGAUGUUGAAUCCUGUGUAAACUGCGGUAGUCCAUUCGUCUGGGAUAAAACUCUCCACCACUGUGACUUUCUUAAUACAAGAACAGAGCAAAAACACUUCCUGAAUCAGGGACUUGGCAGCUUCACCCUCUUUGAACUGGAAUAUAAUGUUGAGGGGAGGAAAAGUGAAGAGGACGAUGAUUGUGGGUGACUAUGGGUCCGGACCUGAAUCACUAUCAUGGGAGCGAUCGGGUGUGGAACUGUCAACAUCGAGUUGAUUAGUCCUGGUAGAAUACAACUCUCGCGCAAAGCCAUCAGAACUGGUUUGCGUUUGAUCUGCAUGAAACUUCACAGUCGGAACGGACUCAGACGUCAGCCAGCAGCCAUGUUAGUACAUUUGUUGAUAUCACGUGUUUUUGACCCCUGGAUGUGAACCUGCUCCUCCGUUGAAAUACCUCCACACCACCAUGGAUUCUAGUGAAUGGGCAGAUCAAACCAGAUGUUUUCUAUUCAGCUGCGGUGCUUUGAGAGGACGCUUCAACGGGGAAAUUCAACAGCAAAGACGGUCUCGGUUUGGUUCGGAGAAGCAGCCUCCCACCCCUCCCUUGCUCCUCUCAUUUCUCUCUUCUAUCAAUUCCCAUCUUCCCUCCGUCUCACCAGGUUUUAUUUAUAGACUCAGAAAUUGCAGAGGAGGAGACGGAGGGAGAGAAGGGAAGAGCGUAUGAAAACUUGAGGACAGUCUAGCGCCGGUCUACUGCCUGAAGAUAGAACACACUAUUGUCCUCUCACCUCUCUAUUUCACUCACUUUUCUUUCCUUUAGUUCUCACUGUCCCUUUCUCCUUCCUCAAGUCUUCCUCAGCUCCCCUCUGAGCAGGUUUUAAAGACUCCAAAUGUGAAGAAUCCAACUCUGUCUGGGUAAAACGCCGCAGACAGGAAACUCCCUACUCGCACUCAGUUUAGUAUACUCUCUUCAUCUGCUGGCUCCAUGUUUUUUGUGUUGUUUACUGCAGUCACACUCUUCUUCCUUAAUACUGAUAUUCAAUCCCAGCAUUGACUCUGAUGAGCAUAAAUGUAAAAAAAAAGGUAGAUUUUGGGGAUUCUCCCUCUUUAUCCAGGAGGAAGAGGAGGAAAUCAUGUCUCAGACUGAUCACUGAGCUUGACUUAACCUAUUUCUGUGUCUCCUCUAAUUUCUUUCUCCUCACCCACAGCCCCAAUAACGUUCAGUUGUUGCUCAUAUAAGACUGGUGUCACACCUUUUUAGUGUCCCCUCACCCACCAGUGUCACAAAGUGAAUUUACCCGGGGACACAAACAAACCUCACAACGGGAACCUUUGUGCUUUGAGUCCCAGUCCCAGUCAGGUGUAACUCUUUAAAUAUGUCCCUCCUAACAACCGGGAAACAAACACACAUGUAAUGUGGAGCCACACGACUGGAACUUGUCUUGUUGACACAAAACACUGAACUGAAAAUACAGCAGAUCACACGUGUCUUUGUUAAUAUUGACCCCACAUGGAGUAUGACGUACUGCUAUAUGAAAUAUACUGGUGACUGUACUGGUAUAGCAUGAUAUACUGGUAUGGAGAGGAGCAUAUUUGCACAGCACCAAAAAAAAAAGUCAUAUCUUUUUUUAGCCCUAUGUUACCCAGAUUGGAUUUCCAUGUUUACUCAGCAAUGACACUAUCAAAUAUCUGGGCUUUAUAGGGAUAAAAAAAUGUAAAAAAAACAAACAAAAAAACAAUCUAUUUUAUCUCCUUGUUGUUGCGUAAAUCUGCUCAUGUUGGUAUAUUGUAAGCUAUACUGGUGUGUAUCACUGGUGAAUUGUACAGAACUCGUACUAGUAAACACUGGUUUUUAUUUUGUCUUCUGGGCUAAAUCCGCCAUUGUGUCAAAUAGGAGGGAAAAAAAACAAUGAAAUAAAACUGACGAAAUGGAAA
Messenger RNA from Morone saxatilis (striped sea-bass), 6194 nucleotides. RefSeq names its product focal adhesion kinase 1-like. The record is from RefSeq and is a predicted model, not a curated record. Gene Ontology annotation, molecular function: protein tyrosine kinase activity; ATP binding. Gene Ontology annotation, cellular component: focal adhesion; cytoskeleton. NCBI's taxonomy places the organism in Eukaryota, Metazoa, Chordata, Actinopteri, Moronidae. Gene Ontology annotation, biological process: signal complex assembly; protein phosphorylation.